UUUCUUGUAAAUUCUAUAACUUUGCAAAUAAACGUCAUGUAGAGCUGGGGAAUGUCUCAUUUUAAUCAGAAAUGUGCGCGCUACAAUUAUAUCUUAUUUAAAAAUGUUUUGGUUAUUUUUUAAAGUUCUGAAAAGCUGGUUUUCUAGAAAACUGGGUCUUCAAGAAACAUACAUUGGGAAAGAUGCUUUAUGCCACUAGAAUCAGCUCGUCGAGCUCUAUCGACUGGGAUACCUCUCGUUAGCAUCUGUGAUUAACACUUGGGAUAGUUCCCUCGUUAGAGAAAAUUAUCUAAAAUAUGUCUAUUGUAUAGGUCAAUCACUUGUUGCACAUCCAAAUCAAAAGGUUCCGGAUGAUUAUUGGCUCAGCAAUUUAUAUACUGCUGUACCAUCUCGUUCAUUUUUUCCACGUGGAUUUUUAUGGGAUGAAGGUUUUCAUAAUUUAUUAAUUGCACGAUGGAAUAAAAAUAUAACAUACGAUAUUCUAUCUCAUUGGCUUGACAUGUUAAAUGAUAAUGGAUGGAUACCUCGAGAAAUGAUACUCGGUCAUGAAGCUCGUGCACGUGUUCCAAAAGAAUUUAUUAUUCAAUAUUCGACAAAUGCUAAUCCACCUACAUUUUUUCUUACAAUCGAUUAUCUAUUAAAAACAAACUUUAAUUUUAUAAAUAAUUAUGAUACAAAUAAAUUUCGAAUAUUUAUUCAACGAUUAGAAAAAUGGUAUAAAUGGUAUAAUCGUACACAAAUUGGUCAAUUACCGUUUACCUAUCGAUGGCGUGGACGAAAUUCAUCAUCUAUAUACGAAUUAAAUCCAAAAACAUUAACAAGUGGUCUUGAUGAUUAUCCACGUUCUUCUCAUCCAACAGAUAAUGAAAGACAUUUAGAUUUAAGAUGUUGGAUGAUGUUAGCAUCAAAUGUUAUUGGAAAAUUAUAUCAAAAACUGAAUAAUAAAAGAGAUGAGACUAAUAUUUAUAUCGAUUAUGCACAAUUAUUAGCUGAUAAUGAACGUCUUGAUCAACAACAUUGGUCAGAGCAAGAUGGAAUGUAUGCUGAUUAUGGUUUACAUACAGAUUAUGUACAUUUACAACGAGUGACUAUUCCAACUAAACAAAAUCAACAACAUCAACAACAGGAAACACACAUGAUUAGACAAAUAACAAGACAAUCUGAUUUAACCUAUAAAUUCGUCAAACAUUUUGGUUAUGUAUCUCUAUUUCCAUUAAUGACAAAAAUUUUAAAACCAAAUUCAUUAAAAUUAGACAAGUUAUUAACAGAUUUAACAAAUCCAACGUUAUUAUGGACAUCAUUUGGUUUGAGAUCAUUAGCACAAACAAGUACGUUAUAUAAUAUGAGAAAUACUGAGCAUGAUCCACCAUAUUGGCGUGGCUCAAUUUGGAUUAAUAUGAAUUAUAUGGUAUUAAAUUCAUUAAAUUAUUACUCUAAAACAUCUGGACCAUAUCAAGAGAAAGCUAAAACAAUUUAUCAACAACUAAGAACAAAUUUACUAACGAAUAUGUAUCGAGUUUAUGAGAAAACGGGUUUUGUGUGGGAACAAUAUAAUGAAAAAACGGGUAAUGGUCACGGUGUUCAUCCAUUUACAGACACUGAUAAUUAUCAAUUUAUAGCGUGUCCUGUACUAUUAUUAACUGAAAUGAACAAUAAUUCAAUAUUUAGUACAUUAAUAUCAGAUAGAUUAUAUUCAUUUCAUGAAAAAUACAAUGGUUGUUCAUCGAAUACACUUUUAUAUUUAUUUUGUACAUUCUAUGAAUUAUUUGAUGAACAAUUCAGUAGUUUGAUGGAUGAUACACAAACAAAUUCUAUUCUUGAAUCUUUAGAACAACUUAUUAACGAUACAAGUAUUAUUGCUCAAGAAAAUUUUCGACAACGAUUAUUUGCAAGUCAGAUAUGUAUUAAGAAUGUAGCCUAUGUCAAUGACAUUAUAUUACGUAUUUGUCGUUAUCAACAAAUAUAUUCCGAUUCCCUAUUUGAUGUAUAUAAAUAUUUUGUUAUACAACAAAAUGUAAAUAAUUUAUCAACAUUAUCAGAUUUAUUUGACUCUUUAAAUCAUGUAACAAUUGUUGAACAUAGUCAAGAAAAAUGUUAUAUAUUAACAGGUGGUAUUGCACUACCUCAAUUAUCAACUCAACAUUUACAAAUAGAUAUUAAAAAUGAAUUAAAUAGAACAAUUUUAAUUGAUGGAUGUUUAUCAGAAGAUUAUUCUCAUCUUGGUUAUGAAAUGAAAAUGAAAUUAAAACAAAAAAUUAUUAUGGAUGAAAUUUUAUCAUCAAAAAAAUCUUGGCUUAAUUUAAUUGAAUCAAUAAUAAAACAAUAUAAUAUUACAUUAAUACUUUGUUCAUCAACAAUCGAUCUUAAAUUAAAAGAGCGUACAUGUUCUUAUUUGAAAACAAUUGAAAAUAUUCCUAUUCGUAUAUUAAAAUUAUUAUCAUCAACUAGUUUAUUAACAUAUUUAACAGAUUUAGAUGAUGAAAAUACAAAUAUUAUUCAAACACGUUUAAUUCAAUCAGAGAAAAUAAAUUCUAUUUAUUUAAUUUCAAAUGAAAAUGAAAAAUCAAAAUUAUUUGUAAAUAUUAUACAAUGUGUACCAUUUGAAAAAUUAAUUUAUAUUCAAAGUGAACGUUUUAAACAUUGUUUAGCACGUUUUAAACAAAUAUUAAAGGUAAAUUGUUUUGUUAAUGGUUCAAGUAAAUUUGAAGAAAAAAUAUAUGAAUAUUGGUAUAAAUUUAGAAAAAAUAAUCAACAAAUCAAUAGUAUAGAAUAUAAACUUGCUAUUCAAUAUUAUUUAGAUUGUUUAGAUUUUUAUAUUAAAUAUAUUAAAUCAUUACCAUUUUAUGUACCAUCUAUUAUAGAUGAUUUUUAUUCAAAAAUGGAUGCAUGGAAAAUAUGUAUUCAAUUAUUAAAGAUAAUAAUCAAAAUUGAUUAUGUUGCAAAAACAGAUCACAUUAAUUAUGAUAUCUAA
Molecule: messenger RNA, 2971 nt
Organism: Didymodactylos carnosus
Lineage: Eukaryota; Metazoa; Rotifera; Eurotatoria; Philodinida; Philodinidae
Source: the annotation of a GenBank genome assembly